Molecule: messenger RNA, 1974 nt
Organism: Dovyalis caffra
Lineage: Eukaryota; Viridiplantae; Streptophyta; Magnoliopsida; Malpighiales; Salicaceae
Source: the annotation of a GenBank genome assembly
AUGGAGAAGUCAGUGAAUUCUGGAACGGAAGAAUUCGGGAAUCAGACUCAAAGAGUUGAAAUUUGGGAUGAUUUUGUUAUAAUUUCUUCGCUUCUGGUUAGGGUUUUCAGUUCUGACCGUGAUCGUGGUCUGACAAUAGCGAAAGACUCUGGCUUUUUGAUUCAUAUGAGAUUCUGUUUCGAUGUAUUGUUUAUUUCUGUUCUGUUUCUCUUCUAUAGCAUGGACUUUAAGACCUUGACUGUUCGUAGUCAUACACGAGUUGGAGGACGAGGAGGAGGAUCUGCAAAAAGCAAUGCUGUUUGUUAUUAUUGGAAAGAGGGGAAGUGUAACAGAAAUCCCUGUAGGUUUCUGCACUCAGAUUCACUGGCCCCGAAUGUUUACCAUAGAACUUUGAAGCAGUCUCAAGAUGCAAAGGUCCAACUAAAGAAGACUAUAGGAGCAAUAAGAAGCGAUAAGAGCAGCCCCAGUUUUGGUCACGAGGACUUGCCAAGGAAGUUCCCCAGCUAUACAGCUAAAAAAUCCUUUGUUUUGAAAGGUGUAAACAAUCAGGAGAGCUCCUAUCCUCGUACUGAGGAUCCAAGUAAGAAGUGCCUUGACCAAAAGGAUGUGUUGGUUUCAUCCACCAGAGGCAGUGGAUCUGAUUAUGGAAUUACUCAGAAUUGGUAUGAUUCUACCACUGAGGCAGUGGGUCUAAAGAGGCCAAGAGUUCAGAAGAAGUGCACUGAAGAUAGCCCUGACCAUAAGGAGAGCUCCUAUCCUGGUACCGAGGAUCUAAGGAGGAAGCACCCUAACCCUAUGGCUGCGUUGGUUUCAUCUACCGGAGGUGGUGGAUCUGACGAUGGAAUUACUCAGAAUUGCUAUGUUUCUGUCACUGAGGCAGUGGGUCUAAAGAGGGUAAGAGUGCAGAAGAAGUACACUGAAGAUAGCCCCAAGGAUACAGUGGUUUUGACCACUGAAGAUUCUGUGUCCAAAGUUGAAAUUCCUCAGAAGGACCAACUAAAGGCUUGUGAGCAAUGGAUGUUGGGCAGUUGUGUUGAAGGCAAGCGGUGCCAGUUCUUGCAUUCAUGGUUUCAUGGGGUAGGGUUUUUUAUGCUGGCAAAGCUCAGCGGGCACAUUGAGGCUGUCUCAGGAAUUGCGCUUCCUUCAGGAUCUGAUAAACUUUAUUCGGGCAGCACUGAUGGAACAGUACGCAUUUGGGAUUGCCAUACUGGUCAAUCUGUCAGGGUGAUGAAUCUUGGUGACGAUAUUGGGUCUUUAAUCAGUGUGGGCUCAUGGGUUUUUGUUGGCAUGCCAAAUGUUGUUAAGGCAUGGAACAUUCAGACAGCAGCUGACUUUAGUCUUAAUGAGCCGGUUGGGCAAGUUUAUGCAAUGGCUGCUGCUCGCAAUAUGCUCUGUGCAGGGGCGCAGAAUGGUGUUAUUUUAGUUUGGAAAGGCAGUACAGAGAAGGCAAAUCCUUUUCAAUUGGCCACAUCUUUGGAGGGCCAUACAGGUGCUGUGAAUUGUUUGGCUGUUGGAGCUAAGUGGCUAUACUCUGGUUCUGCAGACAGUACAAUAAGGGUGUGGGACCUUGAUACUUUACAGUGCAUUCGUACACUGAAUGGGCAUGCUGAUGCUGUGAUGUCCCUUGUUUGCUGGAAUCAGUAUCUCCUGUCAUGUUCAUUGGAUCGAACAAUAAAAGUGUGGUUUGCCUCUGAUGGGAGCAGUUUCGAAGUGACCUAUACACAUGAUGAGGACCAUGGUGCUGUUGCUCUCUGUGGAGUAAAUGAUGCAGAAACCAAACCAGUUUUGUUAUGCUCUUGCAAUGACAAUUCUGUCCACCUAUAUGAGCUACCAUCAUUCAGUGAGAGGGGCAGGAUAUUUUCAAAACAAGUAGUCAGAACAAUUCAAGUAGGUCCAGAUGGCCUAUUUUUCACUGGGGAUGGAACUGGUUUGCUGAGCGUGUGGAAAUGGGCUGAACACAGAGAGGCUUCCUAA